GUACGCAGCUACGAGUACAAGCUCCCAACAACAACAAUUAACAUCUCCAACCAUGAGAUUUUCUUCCUUAUUACCGUCCGCGCUGGUGCUAGGUGCAGGAAUAGCAGAGGCAGCUUCAGGAUGGAAUUUCGACGAGGCAAUUAUUUCAGUCAGCGCAAAGGGAGCUGCUGGAGCUGCGGGAGCAUUUAAAGACAAGUACGUUCUUACCGAUUUCACGGAAACAUAUAAUUUCAAUUGAGGCGCAAUUGUACUGAUUAUUUUUCUAUAGAUUAUCCGACCAUGUUCCCCUCUCAAAACCAGUUACUUUAGGGCAAACAGAAACCCUCAAGAUCAUCCUAACAGCCACCGAGAACGGCGAGCCCAAAAGACCACACCAAGCUUUCCUGCUCCUCCGAGACCAAGAUACCGGACUCGAAGAAACAUUUCCCUUACAAACCAAAGAAAGUGGAAAGGGCAAGGUCGAUUUUGUACGUUCCCAAGACACCCAUUCGUUUUCGCGUAAACUAACAGGCAACCCUAAAGUCCCAAAAAGACCUCCCAAUCCAACUCCUCACCUCCUCGCAACCCCUCCGAGCCACCCUUCUGCUCGCCUCCUUCGGCAGCACCCAAGCAUUCGCCAACCACGUCUUCAACUUGGACAUCCAAACCGACCCCAACGUCGCGAAACCAAAAUACGAGAAGCCAUUGAGAUACGGACAAUUGGGAGAGAUCAACCAUAUCUUCAAAGCCGAUCCUAAGAGCGGCCCAGUGAUCAUCUCGCUUCUCUUCACUGUUGCUGUUGUAGCUGCAGUCCCAAUUUUAUUUGGAUCGGUAAGUCAUGCGUUUUGUGAAUCUAGGAGAAGGGAUUCUUACUAAUAUGUGUAUAGUGGGUACUCCUUGGAGCUAACCUUUCUCACCUGCCCAAAGCCACUGCUGCGGCGCCUGUCUCUCACUCGCUUUUCUUCAGCUCGAUUUUGGGUAUGGAGGGGAUUUUCUUCCUUUACUAUUAUAACUGGAGUUUGUUCGAGAUGCUACCCGUUGCUGGAGUUAUUGGACUUGUCACCUUCUUGAGUGGAAGCAAGGCUUUAUCUGAGGUUCAGAGCCGUCGUCUUGCUGGUGAGAGGUAA
Hymenoscyphus albidus is the source of this 1106-nucleotide messenger RNA. The record is from the annotation of a GenBank genome assembly. Lineage: Eukaryota; Fungi; Ascomycota; Leotiomycetes; Helotiales; Helotiaceae.